AUGUUCUGGGUAGACCUGCGAAGUGUAGAGGCAGCAGGAAGAGGAAUGAUGGAAUUAGACGGUGGUGAAGUGGGAGAAGGAGAGGAUGUAUUAGGACAAUCAGCGGAAACAGCAAGAGGGUUAAGGGUUGAAGGAGAAGGAGAUAUGGGAUUUAGAAAAUUAGAAGGAGGUGCAAACGGAAGAGAGAAAAUAGGGAGAGAUGGGGCUGUGGAAGAAGGAGAGAGAGAUUCAAGCUUUGCAAUUAAUUGUGCCGGUCAAACAAUUACAUCUCACGAUAUUAUGUAUGAGAGUGACAAUGAGCCUCUUGGUCCAACUACAUACUAUUUGACAGACACAAGUAGAUGGGGAGUUAGUAAUGUUGGAUACUUUAAGAAACAGCUUGUCGGCAUGGAUGUUAGACCAUACAAUUUCAGUUAUGUGGAACUAAAGAUUGCUACAGAAGACUUCCAUUCUGCAAAUAAGCUUGGACAAGGAGGAAAUGGACCAAUUUAUAAGGGAACACUAAGUGAUGGAAGAGUAAUUGCUGUGAAACAAUUAUCUAUAGCAUCCGACCAAGGGAAGAGCCAGUUUGCUGCAGAAAUUGCUACCAUAUCUGCUAUGCAGCACCCAAGAGAUCUAGCUUAUCUUCGUGAGGAAUCAAGGCUUCGAGUAAUACAUAGAGACGUGAAAGCCAAUAAUAUUUUGCUUGAUCAUAAUCUCAUCCCAAAAAUAUCAGAUUUUGGUUUGGCCAGACUUUAUGGCGAUAAGAAGACUCACAUAAGCACUCAUGUUGCAAGGACAAUGCUUGGCACCUAUACAAGAACAGUCGCCAACUCGAGUGGUGAAUUCAAAAUUGCCAGAAUUCGACGAGGCAGAAGUAAAAGGCCUGAUAGGAGUAGCUUUUGUGUACUCAACAUUGCCCUCCUCGAGCCAUCAAUGUCUUGUGUGAUUGCUAUGCUUUGUGGAGAUAUGGAGUGA
Pistacia vera is the source of this 957-nucleotide messenger RNA. RefSeq names its product probable LRR receptor-like serine/threonine-protein kinase At1g53420. Gene Ontology annotation, molecular function: protein kinase activity; ATP binding. The transcript is spliced from 6 exons. The record is from RefSeq and is a predicted model, not a curated record. NCBI's taxonomy places the organism in Eukaryota, Viridiplantae, Streptophyta, Magnoliopsida, Sapindales, Anacardiaceae. The coding region runs from base 1 to 957 and encodes 318 amino acids. Gene Ontology annotation, biological process: protein phosphorylation.